Coregonus clupeaformis (lake whitefish) is the source of this 1559-nucleotide messenger RNA. RefSeq names its product zinc finger protein 2-like. The record is from RefSeq and is a predicted model, not a curated record. Gene Ontology annotation, molecular function: RNA polymerase II cis-regulatory region sequence-specific DNA binding; DNA-binding transcription factor activity. Gene Ontology annotation, biological process: regulation of transcription by RNA polymerase II. NCBI's taxonomy places the organism in Eukaryota, Metazoa, Chordata, Actinopteri, Salmoniformes, Salmonidae. Bases 77 to 1255 code for a protein of 392 amino acids. The transcript has 2 exons.
GAAAAAGGGCGCGUGGAACGGUGGAACAGGAAAAACAACACUAGCUGGCAGCUACUCAGCUAGCUAACUUGCAAAAAUGUUGCCUAACAUAAAAUCAUUGAGAAUGUUUCUCAACAGGCGAUUAACAGCGGCUGUCGAUGAGCUUUUCGGGGCAGUUGAAACAACGAUAGCAGACUACCAGCAAGAAUUCUGCCGUUCAAAAGAGGAGAAAGACCGAACGAUAGCAGAGUACCAGGAACAAGUGUCCCGUGCUAAAGAAGAGAACGCCCGCCUACAGAAGCUGCUGGAUGUCGUUCUUAAACCAGAAAUAAAGUUACAGAGACUAGAAGACCUCCAGCAGCUCACUCUCUCCAUCUCUGAAGAGGAGGUUGCCCCUGAGCAGCAGCACUGCAGGCAGGAGUGUAGUCCCUGUCUGGGCCAGGAGGACCCUUCCCAGAUUAAAGAGGAACAGGAGGAACUAUGGGUCAUCAGUCAGGGAGGAGAGCAGCUUCAAGGGAUGGAUUAUGAUACUGAUGAUUCUGCUGAUACCAAAGCCUUCAUAUCUACUGCCAGAGUAAAAGGUGACUAUAAUCAGAACCCAAGUCAGUCCUCACAUCUUUACCAAAUUUUAACCCAACGUGAAGAAAACACAGAGAGGGAUGAGCUACCCAGCACCACAACGCAAAUUGAACAGAUUAAAACAGAGUACUUCAGUAACAGUGACUCUCAGCCCCCCUCUGCAGUCAAUUCAGACUGGUCUGCAACUCAGAGUGAGAGUGAUGAAAGUGUCGAUCGGCUGGAGAGUAAAGGACCUCCACUCAAGUCAAAGAGAACACAGACAAAAGCUGGACCAAGCUUCCAUGUCUGUACUAAAGUCAGAGAAUCCACAGAGUUGUCCCAUCUGAAAUCCCCUAUCCUCAAUAAUACUGUUCGUCGUUGUAGAAUAUGUGCAAAGCCUUUUAUCACCAAGGCGUCUCUAGUGAUUCAUGCACAUAGACAUACACAGCUGUCUCUGUGUGGUAUCUGCGGAAGAUCCUUUGAGUCUGUAGAAAGUUUGAAAGAUCAUCUACAUUUUCAUGUUGCAAGUACAGGAUCGCUUUCUUGUUACAUCUGUGGUAUAUGUUUCACAGAGGAUGAGGAGGUUUUGCUGGAAGAGCAUAUGAGCAAUCACAAACUGAAACUGUAUCGCUGUCUUGGGUGUAAUGAAAGUUUCGAUACUCGCCAGGGUCUGACAUUGCAUAUGAGGACUCACACCAGGACUCUUGAUCAGUACUGAAGACCGCCCCGACCUGCGCCUAUGACUUGCAGCCCGAGCCUGUCCAUAUUAUAACUUUACAAGCAGUCUUUUUUAUUUUGAAAUUGUAAAAGGAAUGUGAGGGAGGAGUAGCCUAUAUUGUCGUAAUCAAACUUAAUUAAAUACAACUACAGCAGUUCUUACUGAAGAAAUCACUCUGAUAAAAUGUUCCAGUUCCAUAUCCUAGUAAAGGAAGCCUGAGUCAGGCCCGAUGCGGGUCUGCUGAAGGUCUGUGUAUACCGAAAUGUCAUGUUUUUUUAUAUAAAAUAAAAUACUGUUGUAUGGA